This is a messenger RNA of Drosophila mauritiana, 6045 nucleotides long. RefSeq names its product titin (gene ImpE1). The transcript is spliced from 7 exons. Gene Ontology annotation, molecular function: protein binding. Lineage: Eukaryota; Metazoa; Arthropoda; Insecta; Diptera; Drosophilidae. The record is from RefSeq and is a predicted model, not a curated record. The coding region runs from base 356 to 5215 and encodes 1619 amino acids.
CCUCUUCAGUUCGUUGCUGACCAUCGUUACGUGCGGACGUGCCCAGCUCAGCUCAUCUUCGUGUGAUGUGGCUGCACUUUGCACACUAAACUCAAGACCUGAGCCCAAAACGUUUUCCAAACUGCAAAUAUAUAGCAAAAGUGCCGCGACGCGUGUGACAAACGAUAAUCCAGUAAAACGCGAAAAACAUAUAUUUACGACUGCAACGAGAGGAAUACCAGCUACAGGAAAAUAACCCAAGAAAAGCGGCUGAAAAAUCGAAAAAACCAAAAGAAAACACACAAAAGGAGGGAAAAGCGAGAAAAGCCUUCCCAGGGAGAUCCAAAGCAGCUUCUUUGGAGAUUCAGAAGCGGCAAUGACGGCGACUGCGAGGCAGUCGGCAACAUCGAGAAAGCAACCUGCGAUCGCAAUGCUCAAUGGAAACGCUUUUACGGUUAAGCGGCUCUUAGCGCUGCUGAUCAUCUUCACAGUGGUGGACGCGAGUCGAUCCCUGGAGCUGGGCGACAAGUGCCAGCAUGACAUGGACUGCACGGAUUUCAUCAAGGGCAGCAGCUGCUCCGCCCUCGGAUACUGCGAGUGCGCCCCCUACUUCGUCCAGUUGGAUUCCAAGCGCUGUUUGUCAUCCCAGCUCCUUGGCGGCGACUGCCAGCUGAGCGAGCAGUGCUCCAUGAAGGUGGCCAAUAGCAGUUGUCUGGAGGGGGCCUGCCGCUGCGUCGAGGGAUUCCUGCAGUUCCGCAAGCACACCUGUCUGGGACCUGCCCAUCCUGGUGCCGUUUGCUACAGCCACGCCCACUGUCAAAUGUUCGACACCCGCACCCACUGUGACUUCCUCAUCCCGAAUCUCUUUGGACGCUGCCAGUGCACAAGUCCAGCCAAAAUGGUGGGUGGUCUCUGUGUGGCCCCGGCGGCGGAUCAGGAGGAUCAGAAGCAGGAACAGGCCGUCGAGAAGGUAGAGCAGCCAGCUAGCAGUACCACUACCACGACGACAACAACAACCACUCCUAGGCCCACAACUAGAACCACGAGAAGAACAACGACGACAACGACGACCACCACUCCAGCCCCAACAACAACCACAAGAAGAACAACAACGACCACAACGACGACAACUCCCGCGCCCAUUCUCCUAGAAGAUGAGCUGCCCGCCAGCGUGGAGGAGCAAUCGCUGGAAGAAGACGAUGGUGAGACCACCAAGCUGAGACCCGAGGUCGUUGAGGUUGAUAAUGGUGAAAAAUUGGAGGCUGUGGACCUGGCUCAUGAGGAAACCGAACUGACACAGCAGCAAAAUCAAUUGGAUGAGCAGCAACAUCAGGAGGAGGAACAGAAACAUCAAGAGGAGGAACAACAUAGGAUUGAGCAGCAGCAGAACCAAGAGGACGAGCAGCAGCAGCAGCAGCAGCAUCAGCAGGUCAUAGCCCAGGCAAGCGACGCAGAGCUUCCUCAAUCCUCACAAGAUGCCACCACUGGAGUCCAACAGCUGCUCACACCCGCAGAUGUACCAACCGAGGAUGCCAUUAAUGCGGAGCAGGAAACUGAGGCUGGACCCACCGAAGAUUACCCCUACAAGAUCGAUGAGGAGUACACGGAGGAGCACAAUGACAAGCCAGAAGCUCCAGAACUGACAGUGGAUCAACCUGAACACGAAGAAUCCCCCGUAGCACCUGAAAUCGUGCCCAUCGAAGCGGAUGAGGAGGCUGCUGAGGCCUCGGGUGGUCAAGAGAUUGCCUCAUCGCCCAUCGACGAUACCAUGAAAUUCGAUUAUGAAACCUCAGUGGAUGAAGUUGAGCCAGCCAAGCCAGAAGAUGAGAGGGAGACGGAGGCAGUACACCAGGCGACUAAUGAGGGGGUGGUGCCCAUCGAUACCGAGAGCGAGACUGAUGCAGAGUCUAGCACCGAGCCCCAGAUCCAGACGCAGCUGCUGCUGGAGGAUGGAGAGCCAGAGACAUCGCAGACUGUGGCCGAUGAAGAACUGAUCCCGGUUAAUGAAGCUGAAAUCGAAAGUGUGUCGAAGACAGCCGACGAGGCCGAGGAGAUACCGGAGGAGGAAACACCUGAGGAUCUGGCUUCUGGAGAUCAUGAGCUGGAUGUUGCUGUAGCCAGCCACGACGAUGAGGUGGAGCCGCCCAAGCAGGAGGAGCCAACAGAAGCAUUGAAGAUCGAACAGCCAGCCCAGGUGGAGAGUGAAAGCCAAAACGUCGACGAAGUGGGAAAACCAGAGGAGCCACAGACCGAAAUGGAAAUAGAAAAAGAAAAAGAAGAAACGCCAGCGACCGAAGCCGCAGAAGUGGAGCUGCCGGCCACAGAAGCCAAACCAGAUAUGGAAUCCGAGAUCGAUCAGGUGGAACAAAGCGCCGACAUCAAGCCGACAAGUGGCGAAGAUGAUUUAAAUGAAGCCAAUCAAUUAAAUCAAGACCAAGUCACCGAGCAAGCCGCUCUCGAGCUGGAGGAGAUCGAAGAAAAAGAGCCCGAGCAGGUGGUGGAUAUGCAUCAAGAUGCAGAUGAAGCCACAACGGAGAAACCAGUCCAAGAUCACGACCAGGAGGAGGUGGAGGCAAUCACCGAAUCGGAGCACGGACAAUUGACAUACCCAACAAAUGAUGAUGAAUUGGCGCCAGUGGAAAUAGAACCAGAGCUGACCACAGAGGAACCAGAAAUCGCUGAGAAUACCACCGAGCUGACCGAGCAACAGCAGCAGCAGCAGGAUGAGGAGGAGAUUGCAGAGGCGGCACUCGCACAUGAGGAGCAGUUGCAGCAGGUGGAGCCCGAGGAAAAUGCAAAUGCAAUUAAGACGCCCGAAGUGUCGGAAGCAAUUGCAGAGCCCCAGGCGGAUCUAGAAACCCCGUCAGCCACCGAGAAGGAGAUCGAACCACAGACCGCGGACCACGUCGAGGAGGAGCCAGUGGCGAUAACCGAGCGCAUUCCAGAGGCAGAGCCAGAGCCAGAAAUUGAGCCCACUAAUGACGAGGUGUCGCAGGUUGAUGCGGACCAGGCCGAGCUAGAGCUGCCAAUUAAGAGCGAUGCCGACAUCUCGGAGGAAGCCGCCGAGGAACCUGCUCAGACGGAGGUUGCUCCCGAAGUGGAAGCGGAAACCGAGGCCAGUGAAAGUGCUCAGACAUCUCCAGAGAUUAGCGUAGAGCAAGACGAAGUUGCGAUCGAUAAAAACGAGAAUGACAACAAUAUCCAGGGAGCCGAACCCAAUGAAGAGGAGGAACUAAUCCCGGAACCACAACCUAUGCCUGAAGAGGAGGAAUUGCCAGUGCAAGAGGAAGCCUCACCUGUUCCGGAGGAACAGGAUUUGGCCAAGCCAGAAAUGGACUAUACCAGCGUGGAGCAUCUACAGGAACUUUCCCAGCCAGAAGAAACCACUGCUGCUAUUGAAGCGGAAGAAUCUGACUCUCGCGAGUCCACUUUGGCUCCAGAGGCUGCAGAUGCACCUAUAGCCAUUGUGAGCGAGGAACGCGAUCCCGAACAUGAUCCUCAGAACUUCCAUGAGAGCGAGAGCAUUGCUGAUAUCCUCAGCGACUUGAUGUUGGAGGGUGACAGCACUGUGCCCCCUGUUCCAUUUGGUCAGCAGCCCGCCCAAACGGUUCCCAUGGUGGAGGCCAACUCGGAGAACGAGGAGGAACAAGCACAUGAAGCCAUUUCGGAUCUCCAGGCUGAAGCCGAUGAGACCCAGGAUCAUGCCGAGCAAGUGCAACCGGUUAACGAGCCAGGAACUGCUAUUCCCGAACUGUUUGCAGAGGCAGCUAAGGAUGAAGAAGAUGUCCCAGCUCUCCCAGAAUCUGAUGAAGCGAAAACCGAACAACCAAGCGCCAUAGAGGAGGAGCAGCCCAUCCCCAGUGAAGGGGAGCAAACGCCCGUGGAAGAGGCGCACCAGGAUGAUGAAGAGGAGCACCAGCAGGAUCAAGAGGAACAUCAGCUGGAUGAGGAGGAGCCCCUUAAGGAAGUAGAAACGGAAUCCCUGCCAGAAGAAGCCACCACAGAAAAGUUCCAGGAGCCCGAGCCCGAAGAAGGUAACACUCCGUUGCCCGAGGAACUGCCCUUCGAUCUUACAGAUCACUCCGAUGUGAGCCGCUUCAAUGAGCUGCAAUCCGAAAGUCUAAUUCUGGAAUCCACCACCAACAUCGAUGGUCUGCAGGAGCUGGACAACAACCAUAUUGAGGAAGAGGAGCCAGCAGCUCAUGCCAUUCCACAUGAGGAGGCCACACCCAAUCCCGCUGACAUUGUGGAGAUCACCACCCAGACCAUGUUGGGCCUGGCCAGUCGUGUGACCCUUAUGGAGCCCGCUGCUCCUGUCGUGACCACGCUAAUGCCCCUGAUGACCGCCGAUGAACCCACGCCGGAACCCGUUUCUCCAGCAGCCAUUCCUUCCGCCUCUCUGGCUGCCAUCAAACCUGGUUCAGAGUUGCGCAAGCGCGUGGAUUUGGGCCUCGAAGCAGUUUCCCUGGGAUUGGCCUGCAGCAGCGAUCGUCAGUGCCAGUUGGCUGAUCCCCACACCGUGUGCAAUAGACGAGGAGUCUGCGAUUGCGCUGCCGGAGAAGAGGGAUCGCAGUGCAGCGCCGAGAGAACCGGAUGCAGUCCGGGAACCUUCCAGUGCCGCUCGAGUGGCGUGUGCAUCUCAUGGUUCUUUGUGUGCGACGGUCGCGCCGACUGCAAUGACGCCUCCGACGAGGAGUGCACCCACAACGCCCGCCUCAACCAGACCUGCCCCACGGAAUCCUUCCGCUGCCAGCGAAGUGGCCGCUGCAUCUCGCGCGCUGCGCUGUGCGACGGACGACGGCAGUGUCCACAUGGCGAGGACGAGCUGGGCUGCGACGGCAGCGUGAAGGGCGGCAACGCCUGUCCGGAGCACACCUUCCGCUGCGGCAGCGGCGAGUGCCUGCCGGAGUACGAAUACUGCAACGCGAUCGUGUCCUGCAAGGACGGCAGCGAUGAGCCGCCGCAUCUGUGUGGAUCCCGCGCCCUCCCCAACCUCUUCAUGCGCCUCAUCGAGGCGGGCGGCCUGCUCGGCGGUGGUCGGCGGGAGGCGGACGCCUACUGCCCGCACCGCUGCAGCAACGGACUGUGCCGCUCCACGGCCAUCGUCUGCUCCGGACGGGAUGGCUGCGGCGAUGGCACCGACGAACAAACCUGCGCCGUGUGCCGCUGUCCCGCCCCGACUGCUGCUAGCCUGCCCGCAUUCUUGGCCCGGCAACGCCCCAUGCCGCUGUGGUAGGCGACUGCGCCACCUGCACCACCUGCACCACCCACAACAUAUGCACUCCAACCACUUGCUGUCAUCAUAUUUAAUCAACUGGUUGAUUGACCCGCUUCUGUCUUCCGAAACUUUUAACUCUAUCGCUUUACCCAACCCAAUAUUCGAAAAGAUUUUUGCCUAGCAUUUAAGUGGAUAUUUACAAAUUAUUUAUUUAUUUAUUAUGACCUUAGCUGCGCCCUUGCCACGCCCAAUUGCCACCUUGCUAUCAAAGGGGGUUUCCCAGAUCCCCUUUGAGCCAGUGAUGUUUGUCAAUUGAGCCACAGGGCACAACCCCAAUCCACAUAUGACACCACACGCCACAAAGGACACACCACCACCACCACCACCCCACCCACACUUCGCCCCCAUUUCGACUAUUUAUUCUACUCAUCUAAACCAUCAAAACUAUUUAUUUAUACCCCCCAAAAGAAACACACACCUCACCCACAAACAGACACUGAAAUGGAUUCUUCAUUUAGCUUAGUUUUAUGCAAUUUUCUAAUUUAUUUAAAUUAUUGGCCAGGCAAACCAGUAACCGAAAAAAAAAACAAAACAAAAACGAAAACCAUGAAAUGAUGCAUUUUUAUCGAUUAAUAUUUUGUAAAUAAGAGUAAACGUGUUCGAUGUACAUGAUAAACGACAAUGCCUAUAAAGAAAUGAAACAUCGGGUAUCCAACAUAAACAAUCCGAUUAUAUCCCCUAUAUAGUUUAUUAUAUGUACGUGCGUGUGAGAGAACACUCACACACUUUUCUCACAGUCAAGACGCAUCACAGUAAAACUAAAAAAAAAUUAAACAAUAAUAAAAAAA